AUGUUCUCAGUAUGGCAGGGGAUACUUAGCUUUGAUUGGUGGGGAGUGGGAGAGCGAGCAAGCUGCAUUUCAUCAAUCACCUCUGACCGUUCCACCGGAGGUGUCUACACAUAUGUCUCCGCGCAGGAUACAGAGGUCACAGGAACCAGCAUCAAGAAAUCAACGGUGACGACGACCUUGGAUCCUGAGGAGACCGUGAUUGUACUUGCAGAAUAUGUGCAAGGAUUCAACUUCGUGUCAUCCUCCAAUACUUCUCCAGCAUCAGCACCAACCGGCUUUACCUCCUGUUCAGAAAAUCAUGGUCUCAGCAGCGGUGCUCGGACAGGAAUUGGAAUUGAAGUUGCUUUUGGAGUCAUCUUUGUGAUAAGCAUGUUAGCCUUGUUGUGGUUCCGCCACCGUCGGCGAAAAGGCCUGGCCGCGCAAAUGGGGAAGCGACAUGGUGAAGGAUCCUAG
This is a messenger RNA of Penicillium argentinense, 453 nucleotides long. RefSeq lists its product as uncharacterized. The record is from RefSeq and is a predicted model, not a curated record. The transcript has a single exon. Lineage: Eukaryota; Fungi; Ascomycota; Eurotiomycetes; Eurotiales; Aspergillaceae. Bases 1 to 453 code for a protein of 150 amino acids.